AUGGCGCGCGAUGCCAAGCGCAAGGCAGACGACGUCGCUGCCGCUGCUGCUAGCAAAACGGCAGCCACAGUGAGCUCUAAGUGGACCGUGACGAUCAACCUGACGGCGCUGAAGCGUCCUGUGAACCCGCCAACGUCGGAGGAUUACAGCGAAUGGAGCCUGGACCAGCUCAAGUUGGAGUGCACGGCCCGCAAGCUGAACGUCGUCAAGAACACCAAGAAGGUCGACCGCGCCAUGAUCCUCGACGCCUGGGACGCCAACAAGGGUAGUGUUGAGGCUUUGCUGCUGCGUCAGCAGCAGCAAACAAAAGGCGGGGGUGGCGUGGAAUACAAACGCACCAAGGGCUGCAUGUUCAGAUUGCUGAACGUGGUGUUCUCAGACCACUUCUUCGAGGCAUUUCUCGCCACCGGAAAUCAACUCUCGCGCGAGGAGAUUGAUCAAGGGGGCUGA
Molecule: messenger RNA, 450 nt
Organism: Phytophthora nicotianae INRA-310
Lineage: Eukaryota; Oomycota; Peronosporomycetes; Peronosporales; Peronosporaceae
Exons: 1
Coding region: 1-450 (149 amino acids)
Source: RefSeq, a predicted model, not a curated record